AUGCUAGAUCAUGGUAGGGAUCAUUGGAUAGGAUUGAAGUGGUUACUGAGAUACUUGAAUGGUGCUUCAAGUUAUGGUUUGGUAUACAAAGCUGGAGCUAAGAGUCAAGAUGGAGCACUUGUGGGAUUCUGUGACUCAGAUUAUGCAGCGAAUAGAGAUAACAGAAGAUCCCAAACCGGUUAUGUGUUCAAUCUUUAUGGCACGACCAUUAGCUGGAAGUCUGGACUACAACAUGUAGUUGCUUUAUCCACAACAGAGGCUGAAUAUAUUGCAAUGACUGAGGCAGUAAAGGAAGCAAUAUGGCUGAAAGGAAUACAUGAAGAUUUUGGAGAAAGGCAAGAUGCUGUGUACAUAAACUGUGAUAGUAGCACAUAG
Molecule: messenger RNA, 375 nt
Organism: Salvia splendens (bonfire salvia)
Lineage: Eukaryota; Viridiplantae; Streptophyta; Magnoliopsida; Lamiales; Lamiaceae
Product: secreted RxLR effector protein 161-like
Exons: 1
Coding region: 1-375 (124 amino acids)
Source: RefSeq, a predicted model, not a curated record